AUGGGUGCUAACAUGGGUAAAAACGCAUCCCUCCUCGAUGCUCUACCUUCUGGUCAGGGCACCCUCCAUGUCGUCAUGCUGGGCUUAGACUCAGCCGGAAAAACGACGGCCCUGUAUAGGUUAAAAUUCGAUCAGUAUUUGAACACCGUACCUACUAUCGGAUUCAAUUGCGAAAAGGUCAAGGGAAUGGUUGGAAAAGCUAAGGGUAUAAACUUUCUGGUUUGGGACGUGGGUGGCCAAGAAAAACUGCGACCUUUGUGGAAGUCCUACACCCGCUGUACUGAUGGCAUCGUCUUCGUCCUAGAUAGCGUCGACAUGGAGCGUAUGGAAGAAGCCAAAAUGGAACUGAUAAGAACUGUCAAAGCACCUGAAAACUUCAGUGUCCCUAUCCUUGUGCUCGCCAAUAAGCAAGAUCUACCUGGUGCUCGAGAACCGCGCGAAUUGGAAAAACUUUUGGGUUUGACUGAGUUGGGUAAUGGGGGAGCUCCCGGUGGGCAUUUAUGGCACGUGCAACCUGCUUGCGCCAUAACUGGUGACGGAUUACACGAGGGAUUAGAAGUUCUGUACGAGAUGAUCUUGAAAAGGAGGAAAUUGGCGAAAGAAAGGAAGAAAAAGGGAAGAUGA
Messenger RNA from Diabrotica balteata, 624 nucleotides. NCBI's taxonomy places the organism in Eukaryota, Metazoa, Arthropoda, Insecta, Coleoptera, Chrysomelidae. The record is from the annotation of a GenBank genome assembly.